Molecule: messenger RNA, 6884 nt
Organism: Varanus komodoensis (Komodo dragon)
Lineage: Eukaryota; Metazoa; Chordata; Lepidosauria; Squamata; Varanidae
Gene: ELMOD2
Product: ELMO domain containing 2
Exons: 9
Coding region: 547-1440 (297 amino acids)
Cellular component (GO): membrane
Molecular function (GO): GTPase activator activity
Source: RefSeq, a predicted model, not a curated record
GUGACGCCGCUGAGGGCUCUGCCGUACCCUCGCAGGGAUGAUGUGAUCAAAGUUUGGUACCGAUUAAAAGGGGGAAUGGGCGGCGGGAGACCGUGCAGGGGGGUGCUGGUGAGAGUACAUUGGGAUGUGGCUCGCGCGCGGGAUGCCAGCGUCGCAUACUGGUUUGAGCCUUUUCAAGUUUAGUUGCCAUGCAAUGGCCUAAUACUAGCUUCUGGGAUUAGGUACAUUACAGAAGCGGAGAGAGGGAAAAAGAAGGCUUCUUUCGGUGACGUGCACAAUAUUUUUUUUUUCAUACUGAAACUAUGGUCUUAAAGACUGCGGCUGACAUGACUUCCCAAAAUUAUCAUUUUUUAGAUAUAGUGAAAAUGUUUAGCUGUCGACCAGAAAGAAGGUGGUAAAGCUUGGCACUUGGGUGUUGUUUUGAAAUACAUUUACCAAAAAAUAAAAAGAAAGAAAAAGAAAUAAAAGGACGACAAAUUGAGUGAAAUCCUAUUCUGAAAGUAAUUCAUAACAAUCAAUUUGUCCGUUAAAGGUACUACUUGGAAAAUGAUCAUACAGUUAUGGAGGUAUUUGUACACAAAUAUUUUCCGAUUUUGGAUAAAAUGGUUCCUAAGACAACUUACUGGAAAAUGUGAACUUCAGCGUAUCUGUGAUGGUUCAAGGAAAAAUGCAGAAAGGACACUAAAAAUAGAGCAUUCAUUGGAAACAUCAAAGUGUAAGGCUUUACAAAAGGCUGUGUGCACUACUGAAGAAGAAGUUGCAAAAUGUGUAGCAGAAAUCAUACAGAAAAAGAAGAUUAAUAUUCAGAAAGAUACAACGUUUGCUUUAAAACUACAGUUAUGUUUGCUGCAGAUAUCUGGUUGCAGGAAACUUUAUUUGGCUGUAGAAGAGCUGAGAAAACAGCCAUAUAAUUCAGACAAUAAAGAACAUGAGGAACAACUAAUGGAGCUUUGGAAUUUGUUGAUGCCCCAUGAAAAACUGAAGGCUAGAAUCACGAAGCAGUGGUGUGACGUUGGUUUUCAAGGUGAUGACCCUAAAACAGACUUCAGAGGAAUGGGCAUGCUGGGAUUAAUUAAUCUUUUGUACUUUAGUAAACACUAUCCACGUGAAGCUCGUCAAAUCCUUUCUCGUUCCAAUAAUCCAAAACUAGGAUAUUCCUAUGCAAUAGUUGGGAUCAAUUUGACAGAGAUGGCUUACAGCUUAUUAAAGAAUGGCUUUUUAAAAGUUCACUUCUAUAACCUGGUUGCUGGUGUACCACAGAUGAAAGACUUCCAUCAGUUUUAUUGUUAUUUGGCCUAUAAGUUUGACCAAUUUUGGUUUGACGAAAAACCUGAAAGUAUUAUGUACUUCAACCAGUAUAGAGAGAAGUUUCAUGCAAAGGUCAAAAAACAGCUCCAGGAUUAUGACACAGUCCUUGCCUUAAAAAAUGAAAAAUCAUAAUGUGCAGUCCUGUGGGUUCUGCAGAUGAAAAUUAUGCACUUGACUGGAAUCCUCAUAUUUAACCAAAAACUUCAUUUACUGAUCAAAGUUUUGUACAUCUAUUUUUUUAUUGAAAAAAUCAAUAGCUUGAACAAUCAACAGUUACUUAGGAUGGUAUUCUACUUGCUGGAGGUAAGAACAUCUUAAAAUACAAAGACCCUCACAGGAUCACAGAACAUAAUAACUUCUGUGCAUCUGGUACUAGAAGGUGAAAAAGUUUCUCGGGCUGCAUCAUAUUGACUAGCGAUAGCGUUUUUUCCCCAAAUUUGACUCAUGUUUACUUUAUCACAAGAUAUGUUGCAAAGUUUCACAAAUAGAAAUAGCUUUUGUUGUAGAUUUGUAUGUUAGGAUGUAUGAUCUGUUAACAAGGGCCAUUUGGCCAUUUACACACAAUGUUUAAAUUAUUUGGAUGAAUGAAAAGUUCUUCACUUAUGCCUAUAUAAGUUUAUUCCAUAGUGCUUCAGGUUUAGUUGCUCUUUGUCAUGAUAGUUGGUGGAUUAAAACUUUGAAUCUUUGCAACUAUUUUAAGGUUGAAACAUUUCCCAGUGUUCUGUUUAUUUAAGGCUAUGCAAUUGCCUUCCUAUAUCAACCAUUGGACCUUUUUCCCUUUGUCAGCUAACAAAAUGACAGCUAACAUUGGAGCUCAAGAAUGUUAGAGCUUAAAAUAUGUAAGGGGAUAAUCAGUGUUAACUGUAUUUUUUUAUUGUUUCUUUGUUCUGUGUAUUGAGGAAAGCAACUCCGAUGGUGUAUUCCCAGACAAUCUAGACAGUAGGAUUUUGUACCUAAGUCUUGUAUCAAACAUGCUUAAACAAGCUUGGUUUGUAACUAGCCUUGUGUUUGUAUGUGUGUGUUUUAUAAGUGGGGUGAUCUUUUUAAAUCAUUAAGUGCCUUUUACUUACUGCAUUUGAGCCCCAUCCACGAGGCUUUGGAACUGACCCCGUAUCAGUGCUGAACAGAUUCUAGCACAUAAUGGCUGCUGUGCUAAGACUGAUACUAGAAUUAAGCAAAAUCCAUACUUAGUUGCUUGACUUAUUAAUGAUAUUGUCAGUGAAAAAAAGCAGCACAGGAAGAGAAGAUCUGAAGGAAGAAAAAGAUGCACAUGUACAGGCAAUUUGGAGCCAAAUUACUUAGCAGAUGCACAAACAGCUUUUAAAUAGCAUAUUGCAUGCAUGUAUGUAGAUAGCAAGCACUUCAAAUCAGGACCCUGCUGUGGGAGCUAAACAAUGCUCCUUGACCGGUUUGGGGAACCCAUUGUUACGUGUAUUGCAAAAAACCCUUCCCAUUGGACAAAAUGCAAACUUUUUUCCAGUGUAAAUUGCAAGCAUGGAUAGUCAGGAAAGAUGGUGAAAUAAUCAGGUCCACAGCAGGAGAAUGACACAAAGGGCAUGACUCUUUCUACUUUCAUACCAGGGUACUGAUCUACACUGGAACUCCUGUGCUUGUAAUUUACUAUUAUUAAUAGUGUGAAUGGUGAUGCCCUUGGUAAUGCUCGAGCAUUGCAGACAUUUCCUAUGUUGAACAAAAAUCCUAUAGCACCUGAUAAUAAUCAAGGAUCUGGCAUAACUUUGAAAAAAACAGCACUGAUUACAUCUAAUUUAUGGGACAGUUUAAUAUAUUUUAAGGUUAAAAUUGUUUUCCCUUGAGGGGCAAAAUAUAUCCUAAUAGCAAAAUAGAAGGGUUAGUGAGGGUUUUUAAUAUCUACAUCUAUUUUUAUAGAUGCUUAGUAUUUUGCAAUAAAACAUUCUUGCAAGAGAAAUUUGAUAUGUGUAAAAUGUGUUGGGUUGUAAUCCAAAAGACCAUAUGGCAUAGAUGUACCCCUUGAGCUCUUGUGUGCAAUGGCAGCUUUGCUUCCUUCUCUGAAUUGGGAGGCUGAGGUUUGUCAUAAAGAAAAUGGAAAAGCUCAUAUACUUGGUUUGCAUAGGCACUGGAGUUCUUGGUUUGUGCAGAAUGAACAGAAACGUAAUUUUUGGCUUAAACUGUUAAAAUGAAGAAAUUAUUCCCCUUUUUUCAUGGUGUGGAGAUACAGUGAUGACACAUUAAGUUCCAUGUGAGUUUUCACUUUAAUGCUAAUAGGAAACGUACGUUUCAGUUAGGUUUUUAAAAAGUAGUUUCACUAUAUUAUAUGUAUCAAAAUAUUGGAAGCUGAAAAUUCCCAAGUAAGAAUACUGGAGAGUAUUCAGGGCAUGCCUUCAUGAGAGCUUGCCAUAUUGCUUUUUUAUUGUUUAGUUCUGAAUGAAAAGUGCAGGACAUUGUAUUCCCCUACACAUCUCUGCAUAAUAUACUAUUUUUUCCAUUGCCUUAAUUGUUCCUUCAGUCUGCUUGUUGGAUUUAUGGGAAUGAGUGUACUUUGGUUGAUUUGGGGGACUGGAGAUGCUGAUUCAGGCCAUCCAGGUUCUAAUGAAUAUUUCACUUGGAUGCUGUCUGGGUCACGAUGUGUCAGAAACUUAAGGCUGUACCUUUUCUUGCCCAGUGGCAAGAAACAUGUAGGAUAGAAAUUCCAUCAAUGUUUAAAGUGUUAAUUUUGAAAUGGGCAUUUUGGCCUCCCAAAUAAUGGUUGCCACAAGAUUAAGUAGCUGUCCCAAAAUGAUUUGUUGCUAUGAUACUGCCCUUCAACCAAACAACUUAGAUCCAUUCAGGAUGUUUUUAAGAAAAAGGCUUUGUGGGAUCUGAGUCUACUAAAACUCUGGGCUAGAUUCUGAAAUUCAUUUUCUGAUAUAUCUACUUUGGUUUCUCAAACAAUGGUUACAUGUUGCCACAUGGGGGUUCACCGUUUGGGUAGCCUUUACAGCCAAAAGGACCAUUUGGCAUGAACAUGUCUAUCUCCUAAGGUAGGGGGAAUGCAAGAUCUUGUCUCUAUUGCUGAAUGUCAGCUAUGCUUACAGGGCAUCUAAACAAUGUAGAACAAUCCCACCUAAGUUCAGGAGAUGGGGAAGAUUAAUUAUGAUGAAUAAAUUUGUGGACCUGUUCACACAUUUUGGCUUGAAGUCCUCCAGCUGCUUAUGCAGGACACAGAACCCACCAGAGGGUGUUGAAACCUAGAACAUUUGAUAAGCUACCCAAUGGCUGAUUCUGUUAUGUCUGGAUGCUGGUUUGUUUGGGGAUAUGCAAAGCAAUACCUUCUAUCUGCAACAACCAUAAUGCAUUUUUGCCAUAAAAUUUAUGUAUUGUUCUUGAGCAACUGUAGUUAAAAAGAUCAAUGUUUGACAACAAAAUAUGCAUAGCUUUAAACAAUUAUAAAACAUCAAAUGAAAAAGAUUAUCCGUAAGCUGUAAGGUGAUAACAUUAUCGGUUUUAGUCAGUGUACUCUUAAAUAGCACUAAUAGUCAUAAUUAGGAAUAUUUAUUGAAAGGAUUUUUGAAGUUCUGAGAGAUGCCAGUCUUGUAAAUAUUUUGAAAUACUCACUGCAGACUAGAAUGAUUUGUAUCUUCUUUAUUGAGUGUAUGGUUUAAAACUAUAAAGAAGUGUUCCUGAGCUAUCUUGUCCCAGGUAGAUGUAAUGUUCAGUUAAAAUAGCAAAAGCUUAAUACAUUCUUAAACUAAAAAGCCUAUACAUCCUUUCAGGGAAUUAAUCCCAUUUGAAUGUUUAGGAUUCCAUGGUUAAUUUUCAAAUGUAGAGGUCUCUGUCAAAUAGAAUAAUCUCAGACAGUUUAUACUGCUGUUGAUUGGACUGGUGAUACUCAAUGUGCUCCUUACCUUUUUCUAGGUAUGGCAAAACUUUUCCUGUCAUACCAGGGCUUAGUCUUGAUUUGGAAGGAACCUUUAAACUAGAAUGUCCAUGUGGCAAAACUGGAUAAAAUAAUACAGAAAAGCUUUAUUGAUGUUGGCCGAUUGAGGAAAGUGGAUGGUCUGAGGAGGAACUGCAUGUGUUUGUGGUUUGUUCCUGGUCCAGUGAAACCUAAUUUAAUCAAUGUGACAUAAUUCCAUCUGAACUGAGUCAGUUUUUCACCAGGCAUGUGUACAUCCUUGUCCAUUUUCACUAAGAAUUCACUUGUAGUUCGUCCACUUGAUCGCCUUAUUUCAUACUGUGAAAACAUUAAAAACUUGGUGAUAGGCAGCAGUAUUUUGUAAAAGUAGAAAGGGAUUUAUUGUUUAGUAUAAUACUGCAUUGUGACAAUCCUAAUACAUUAGUAGCUCUGAACAUGUUCUACAAAGUUUCAGUCCACCUUGAAGUAAAGACUGAUUUCUUUUUAAGGGAGUUAAAUACAUGACCAGAUGGAGAAAUGUUCAUUUGAACAUGGGUGUGGAAGUUUACAUGGAAAUAGAUGUAGUCAUUUCUAUGUUUCCCCAAAAGUUUAUGAACCUGUGUGAUCACAUGGAAGGAAAUCCAACUGUUUGCAUGUACAUUUCUUUUAUAAUAUUUGUGUUUUGAAUAGCAUAUUAUUACAUGUAUGGCAAUAUUGAAUAAACAAGUCCAAGUUUGGUUUCUCAAAACAAUUUCAUAAAAAUCCAGGCUUGCAAAAUAAUGGAUUAGGGUACAAAAUUAAGCACAAGUGCAAAAUUCUUGAGACAAGUAAAUAGUUUCCUUGCUUAAGGAUGCUAAUUACAAAAAUCAGUUAUUGUUGCUCAUAAAACUGUAAAUACUUGCUUGAAACUUUUGAGUGCGAAUGAAUAGAAGUUUACGAAGGUGGAUUCAGUUGCAGAUUUUUUCAAUGAAUUCAGUAAAAGGAAAUUGCCAAUUACAGAAGUUGUUCAUAAGCAUCAGGUACUAUUUUAUUGGUUGUGUCCUGUAUGAGAAUUGUAUCCAAUGGUAAUCCUCUUCAGAGUAAAUCCACUGAUAGAAUGGGUGUUAAGAGAAACUUAUAUUGGAUACAACCCUAGGUAUCCAAGUUUAUCAGGCUAUUUACUUCUGUUGCAAUUGAUAGAGUAUCUUGAAAGUAUGUAGGAUGUAGAAAUAGAAACCACAUGAUCCAAAAUGCAAUGGACUUAUCUUUGAAAGCAAGCUUUUUCUUUAUUCCUUCAAAUUAUUUCCUGUCAAAGCUGUUAAAGUUGUAAGGUUCAGUAGCCUGUAUUGCUAAUUAUUGUUUCUAGUCCUUAUGAAUUGUAUUUCUACUAAUUUACUGUUGUGGUACUAGUAUGGGUAAAAUUGUUCUUUCUGUUGCUGAAGUGUUCUCCAUUCCACUGUAAGAAACAUUUGUGGGUAGUGACGUGUAAGGCCACUGUCAACUACCUAAAAGUAUGUGCUUAUUGUAUUAUGGAAGCAAUAAAAUGUGAUACAUGUUUAGGAGUGGAAUGAGAAUAUUAGUAAGGAAAAAGCUGACCAGAAACUAUUCUUUUAGCAAAGUGUGUUAUAUCAGAACUUUCCACUGCACUGUUGCUAGAAUUCUAUAUUAGAGUUCAGCAUUUUUGUAUUUCCCUCUGUUUGUUUUCAUAAACAUUCUAAAGUAUCAAAUAAAAAGUUCAACAGAA